Molecule: messenger RNA, 471 nt
Organism: Acanthosepion pharaonis
Lineage: Eukaryota; Metazoa; Mollusca; Cephalopoda; Sepiida; Sepiidae
Source: the annotation of a GenBank genome assembly
AUGCGUCCCUGUCUCUUCGAAACGAGUCCAGAUGCUCGUUUGAUAGGUAAAAAUGGCUGUUCAAUCUGGCCAUUGAAGCGAGGUGCCAUCUCGUCCAAGGCAUAUUUUCGUCCUUUCUUUUAUCUUGUCUACGUUUUCUUUUGUCGUUUUCUUUAUUUAUUUAUACUCUUCUCGGCUUAUUUUCGCCUUUUCUAUACUUUUUUCUCUUUUCUGUUUUCUUAUCUCUUCUCAUUCUCUUUUAGUCUUAUCUUUGGCCUUUCUAUCUUUUUAUUUACUUUUUUUCUUUUUCUCUAUCUAUUUCCAUUAACUUCUUGGCCUAUUUUCGUCAUUUCUCCUCUCCAUUUUUCUGCCUAUUUUCUUCUUUUCUUUUUUCCCUUUUUUUUUCUUUUUCUCAUUUUCUUUCUCCAUAUAUCUAAGGAAAGGAAAGUUUACCGCCUUUUUCAGAAGCAGAAUCCGUUGUUCACCUUCUAA